AUGGCCGACCAAAAGGCACUAAAGUACUAUCCUGCUGAGGAGGAGGCGCAGAUGAAGAAGGCGCGCAAAACCGCACACCCGACCAAAUACCGCGACUCACUCACCCCCGGAACCGUCUUGAUCCUCCUCUCGGGCCGCUUCCGUGGCAAGCGCGUCGUUCUCCUGCGCCAACUCGAGCAGGGCAUCCUCCUCAUCACCGGCCCCUUCAAAUCCAACGGUGUCCCUCUGCGCCGCGUAAACCACCGCUACGUCAUUGCCACCUCGACCAUCGUUGACAUCUCCGCCGUAGACGCCGACGUCAUUUCGCGUGUAUCCAAGGACGAGUACUGGGCGCGUGAGAAGAAGGACGAAGAUGACUUCUUCAAGGAGGGCAGUGAGACGCCUGCCAAGAAGGAAGUGGAUCCCCAGCGGAUUGAGGAUCAGAAGGCUGUGGAUAAGAGUAUCAUGGCUAGUAUUAAGAAGACUCCUGAUCUGGAGGCUUACCUGAGCGCGAGCUUCAGCCUCCGGGGCAACGAGAGGCCGCAUGAGAUGGUUUUCUAA
This is a messenger RNA of Bipolaris zeicola 26-R-13, 540 nucleotides long. RefSeq lists its product as uncharacterized. The coding region runs from base 1 to 540 and encodes 179 amino acids. The transcript is spliced from 2 exons. Lineage: Eukaryota; Fungi; Ascomycota; Dothideomycetes; Pleosporales; Pleosporaceae. Gene Ontology annotation, molecular function: structural constituent of ribosome; RNA binding. Gene Ontology annotation, cellular component: cytosolic large ribosomal subunit; ribosome. The record is from RefSeq and is a predicted model, not a curated record. Gene Ontology annotation, biological process: cytoplasmic translation; ribosomal large subunit assembly.